Varanus komodoensis (Komodo dragon) is the source of this 4513-nucleotide messenger RNA. RefSeq names its product golgi membrane protein 1 (gene GOLM1). NCBI's taxonomy places the organism in Eukaryota, Metazoa, Chordata, Lepidosauria, Squamata, Varanidae. The coding region runs from base 1921 to 3309 and encodes 462 amino acids. The transcript is spliced from 9 exons. The record is from RefSeq and is a predicted model, not a curated record. Gene Ontology annotation, cellular component: Golgi apparatus.
AUGUUGGGAUGAAGAAGCAAUGUCUGAACCCUAUUUCCAUUUUGAGUUUGGGGCUAAUCUACAGUUUGCUUGGCCAAAAAAUCUUGUUUUUUUCCCUGUUCCUCUCCCAUUUCCUGUUUUUUGCUACCACCUAGCCUGUUCAGAAAAACUUCAGUGCUUGUAUAAUCAUUUAUGGCAUUUUGGUUGAUCCUGAUAAGGUAUUGCCCAAACUGCAGGUUUUAGAUCUUUUCCUCAUCGACCAGUGUAGGUAACCUUUGUUUAAUUUUUAUAGACUCUUUAAUAUAUAUUGUUUGUGCCAAAGGUCACAGUGGGAGGUUGCAGUAAGGACUUCUUUGAAAAGAUGCAAUAACAGAGGAUUUGCAAAGUAAACUUAGUGCUUGCUUUCACUGAGGAAGUAAAGAUCAAAUAUGUAUGUCUUUAAAAUAAGUAUGUAUUACCCUUCAUUAUCAAAUUUUGGUGUUAGAAAGCUGGAUUUUAUAAGUAGAAUUAUGUGUUGAAUUGACAGAAUCUUGGUUUUCAAUUUGUGAGGAAUGAACACUUGGACUCGUGGGGAAGAUCUAAACACCUUGAGCCUCUGUGGCUUUAUUGAAUCUGUUCCCCAGUUCCUGCAGUCCCUAAGGACAGUGCACUCUUGGUAAAGGCAAACUCAACUACAAGCUUGCAGCCCAUGUACAGACACUUUUAUAACCUGCUAGUCAUGUACACCAAUACAGAGUGUUAAGUUUCCAGAUAAUGUUAAUACAAUAACAUCUUUAUGUCUUCAUACAUGAAACAAUGCUCUGAACCAGUCAGAAAUACCAAUAACAACAGGAUGGAAAAUUAUACUGAUUGAGCUUUAUUGAAAUGUCAGUUCAGUGAAUUCCUUGUAGUUUGGGUCAGCCCCUGUGUCUGUUUAAACAUGCAAAUGUGUCUGAUUGAGGAACCAUUCAGGAAAACUUGUUUGACAACUACAGUGCACAGGUGCUUGCCUCUGUUGAACAAGAUGAUUAAAUGGGUCCAUUCAGAAACAAAUGGAUACCUUUGUCUCAGCUGUCUGCAGCUGAUGGGAACACCAGUAUUUCCCCCCAUGAUAGUGUUAGCCUUCAGCAGCUUCUCAGUCCAGCUAAGAAUUCUGUCUUCUUAAAGUAACAGUAAUGCUAAACAGUAACCUGGCCUGCAAUUCUGCUGCUUACUGAGAAAGAGGUGCAGGUUUGAUUUUAUAACACAAGGGCACAUAUAAAGCAACCUUUUUCUACCAGGAUUUAUUCUGGAUUCCCCCAACAGAACUCAAAAGGAUUUACUUCUGAGCAAGCAAGUACUUCUGCCGUACAUUUGGUGCCAGUGUUACUUGGAAAGUUCAAUGAAGGGAGUGUAAUGUUGGGAAAAUCCAAAGAAAUAUUUGUAGAGGAAAGCUACUUAAUGUGUGCCUAUAUAAAAUCAAACUGCAGUGUCCCUGCCCCUCUUGCCCAGAAAGAACUUUUGGCCAAGCUCCACACCUGGGAAAAGCAGGCAGCCCUGGAGCUUCAUUAUUCAUGCAUUUCCUCACAGAAUCAGACAAACCAUCAGGAAAGCUAGACUUCCUUUCCAUUGUAAAAAUACCUAGGCAGCCCACCUUUGCCUUAAGAAAUUUUGUAUCUCUGAUUGCAAAGCCACUACAUUUUAAACCCCAAGCCUUUGAUUGGUCAUGAUCUUUUUCUUGAUGCCUAUAAUGAUUCCUCAAUACUUCUGUAUUAUUCCCCAUUGUCCUCACCUUCUCACCCAUUCAGAAUCUCAUCACUGCCUUAAAACUGUGCACAUGACUCAAAACUUAUUUAAAAAAAACAAAACAAAACUCUGUGCUCUGGAAGCUUGCAGUUGGUGUAAGUUUGGUCUCUGCAUAAGGCUUUUCCUGGGUGUUCUCACCAAUAAAACUGCCGAGGUUCAAGGCAGAGACCUCUCUCUAUGGAUCGGAAUGUACAUUCUCACAGACUGUUAAACUGGGAUUUCCUGACAGUUCAUGUACAUUACUGUUUUUCUUUUAAACCAACAGAGGUUUAUAUAAUGGUGGGACUAGGAAAUAGCCGUCGUGGGAUGAAGUCUCCACCUCUUCUAGUUGCUGCACUUGUGGCUUGUAUAAUUGUUCUGGGAUUCAAUUACUGGAUUGCAAGCUCCCGCAGUGCUGAUUUACAGAAUCGUGUAAUGGAACUAGAAGGCAGAGUCCGCAGAGCAGCAGCAGAAAGAGGGGCUGUAGAACUGAAAAAGAAUGAAUUUCAAGGAGAGCUAAGGAAACAGAGAGAGCAAAUUGACAAAAUCCAGUCCCUGCAUAAUUUCCAGAUGGAAAGUGCCAGCAAAAUGCACAGGGAUGAGAAGGCAAUGCUAUUGAAUAACAUCACAAUGAGUGACAGGCUGAUCCAGAAUCUUCAUGAACACUUGAAAUUGCUACAGAAUGAAUAUGAAAAGCUGCAACUGGACGUAGUCAUGUUUCAGAAAAACCAGACUAGCCUUCAGAAGAAAUGUACAGAUGACAUGAAUCAGUGCAUUGGUCAGCUCAAACAACUAAAUGAACAAUGUGAAGAAAGGAUAGAGGAAAUCUCAAAAAGAGGCAGCAAGAUACAAGAGAAAGAGAAGAAAGGCACCUCAGAUGUAUUGGACAAGAAUGAUCAGGUUAAUACUCGGGUGCCAACAUUUGGACAGACAGAUCCACAGCAUAAUGACCUCACAAAACAGGGAAACACUCCUCAAAAAAAUCUCUACAUAUCUGAAGAUUCAAAGCCAGCAGCCAUCGUAACAAAUGUGGCAGAACUAGAGGAUCACAGAGAAAAAGAAGGAACAGAUGCGACUGAUGCUAUCCAUAAACAGAAAUCUCCGAAAGAGGACCUUUCUAUUGAAAAGGACCAUCCAGAUAUACCUUCUAGCAAGGUUCAUAAAGAAUUGCCUCGUGAUCCAGGAAUAGAGCAGAAUGUAUAUGAGGAGAUUAGAAAUGUACUUGGAGCAGCUACAUUAGAAGAGCAGACUGGCAAAUUUCCAGCACCUGGAAAUCCUAUGGGCCAUCAAAGCGCCCAUCAAGCAAAAACAGAUGAGGAAGAAAUUGAACGAGAGCAGCUCUUAAAUGAUGAUCUACAGCAAGAUGACCAGGAGACCAGUAAGGAUGGUGAUUUGGAACUCAAAGCAGUAAUCCAGGAUAACAAAGAAGUUGAUUACAAUUUAGAUGUGAAUGAAGCAGAAUCUGAAACAGAUAAGCAAGGUGCCCUUGUGGAGCACAAAAAUAACUUCCAUGCCCAGAACCUUGAAGAUCACAACAUGCAAAACCACUUAUUUAAGGUUGGUAGAGAUAAUCAACAGAAGCUGUGAAUGGGUUCAGUGUGAGACUCUUGUAGAAACUACUAACAUUAAGGCAAGCCUAUGUACUCAAGACUUGAAAAAUUCAACUGGAAUUGAUCACUUGGGUUUUAUUUAAAUCAGUUCUGACCUCGUACAAACUUGCCUCCAGUCUGCUUAAGCAAUAAUGUGGUAUUGCACCAUUGAACUGGGCCAUGAUUGUGUUUGAAGAAGAGGAAUCUCAUCUUUUAUGGUAUAUGGAAUCCAUUCCUGGUCCUCAUCUACCUAGUCUGGUUUGUCUUCUUGAACUGACAACAAAAUUCCAGAUGCCUUGCCACGAAAACUGGAAUUGUUGCUUAAGUAGAUGUUCAAUUUAAAGAUGCUGUUAUUCUUUUUCCCCGCUCAUGUGUCCUUCCGUAUAUGACUCAUAAUUUUACAAACCAAGUGAACUCAGAGAAUAGAUUUUAUACUUAUUUUCUGUAGCAGUUUCCUCUACAAAGAAGAUAUUCUAGAUAAUUCAGGGAGGUUGAUCCUAUAAUAUAUGUUAAAUCUUAUUUAAUUCAGUGGGACUUACUUCCAAGAAAACAUGGGUAAGAUUGAGCUGUAUUUGCAUUUAUCUCAUUAUCUCAAAUGGUAUUCUCUCUGCUUUGAAUAGCAGGACCUUGUAAAAAUAUUUACUGUAUGUAGUGGAAGCACUCCUGAAUUUCUGUAAAGCAGGUUUUAAACAGUCUGUGAAUUUUCACAUAUAAGAACAGCUGCCCGUGUGUUUAUGAUCUUACCGCAAUUUGAAUAUGUGGGGAAGAUGGCUCUGUAGUCCCCAAAUGUGUCUGCUGCUUCAUGACAAGUAUCUUAUUCUGCUAUAAAAAGCAUAGCCACAAUAUGCUAAUCCUACCACAGAGGAAAGAACAUGGUACUAAACUAGUACCAAUGUUCUUCAUAACGUUUCACCUCUGUUACAGAAAUAUGUUCUGCCACCUAAAGGUAAUAGAAACAUAAUGAAUGUGCUAUAAAUCUGUUCCAGAAAGGAAUGUUUCAGCUAAUUCAGUGUUUUGUCAAAUUUAACAAAGUACUUAAUAUUUUCAGCUCUGUAUAUAACAAUGUUGGGUUAAUUUUGAUUACUUUAAUAAAAGCAGAAAGCCUAUUAGAAGAACAAUGAAGAAUUAAACGGUUUACAAGAUUUUACUAAUCUGGUUGAUCAUGUCCUAUCACCAAUAAAAUGCAUCCAUGGGAAACUAAA